This is a messenger RNA of Leptomonas pyrrhocoris, 455 nucleotides long. RefSeq lists its product as hypothetical. The transcript has a single exon. The record is from RefSeq and is a predicted model, not a curated record. Bases 84 to 455 code for a protein of 123 amino acids. NCBI's taxonomy places the organism in Eukaryota, Euglenozoa, Kinetoplastea, Trypanosomatida, Trypanosomatidae.
GUCGUAGCUCAGCUUUCUCCCAUUGAGGAAAAGGAGUAGCUUCACUUUGGCUUUUUUGUUUUCUUUCUUUGCUUUUAGCAGCUAUGCAGUCUUCCCUCUACGGAAAUGCGCGGGCGGCGAAGGCGUCACCGACGGGACCCAACCGCUACGAGCACAUGGAGGAGGAGAUGCACCGCGAGAAUGAGGCGAUGCUGCACGCAUUGGGCAACAGCGUGUCUCAGAUGAAGACAAUGGCUGGUCACCUCAACCGCGAGGCGGAGGAGCAAAACGAGCUGCUCAAGACUCUCGACAAGGCCUUUCAAACCGCGCGUGGCGGCGUCCACACUGCGGUAUCCUCCGUCAAGAAUGUGAUGGACCGGUACGGGUGGAAGCACACCUUGGCGUUUGGUGUGGUGGGCUUUUUUGUGAUCUACGUGCUGUACUACAUCAUCUUUCGUUCCGCCAAAGCCGCAUAA